Amoebophrya sp. A25 is the source of this 2586-nucleotide messenger RNA. NCBI's taxonomy places the organism in Eukaryota, Dinophyceae, Syndiniales, Amoebophryaceae. The record is from the annotation of a GenBank genome assembly.
GUGGCGGCUCCUCCAAGGUCUUCAAGGUGAUGGAUUUGCGUGACGGGAAGAUUCUCGCAUUGAAACGCGUCCUCACUUCAAACAAGACCCAAUUCACACUCUUCAAGAAUGAAGUCCACCUACUCGAAAAGCUGCGUGGGAAAGCCAAUAUCAUCCAAAUGCUAGACUAUGAGGUGAUCCAGAACGAGCGCUUGAUGGUGUUGAUGGAGUACGGAGACAGCGAUUUCUCUAGGUUUUUGCAUACAGAACCCGACUUGGACUUCCCAGAAAUAAGGCGUUUUUGGCUCCAAAUGCUUGAAGCGGUUCAAGUCGUGCAUGAAGAGCGGAUUGUGCAUUCGGACCUGAAGCCUGCGAAUUUCUUGCUAGUGAGGAAUCAACUGCAGUUGAUCGACUUUGGGAUCGCGAAGUUAAGAACCAAAAAUGUUGGGUGACUACAUUCAAUGAAUUAGAGGAGUAGCAGACUUACGUUUUUUUCAGAGUGGUUAAAUUAUAGAGUACCAAAUAAAUAUAGUAGGUACUAAGUUGUAUCCUUAUAGAGUACCAAAAUUAUAUAGUACCUACUAAGUUGUAUCCCGAAGUUGCCUCUAUAGUAUACUAAGAGUCCUCCCGAAGAUGCCUCUUUUUCUCUCCUCUAAUCGGUGCGAUCCCCAACAACGACACGACCAACAUCCAGCGCGAUCACCAAAUCGGCACCCUUUCCUACAUGGCCCCAGAGGCUGUCUGUCAUGCGCAUACUGGUCCAGUGAAACUAGGUCGAUCUUCAGAUAUUUGGUCUCUAGGGAUCAUCUUGUACCAGAUGAUCUACAAAAGAACACCUUUCUCGCAUUUGAACCCAAUGCAACGGAUCCUGACGAUUUCGGAUCCCAGGACGACAAUCGAGUUUCCAAGGUGCGAACGGUUGGCCUACGACCCCGAAAGUUGGCAACAGUUGUUAGAUAGCAUGACCGGGUGUUUGAGGCGGGAAGUGGCAACAAGGGCAACGAUCCCGGAUUUGUUGCGGCACCCGUUUUUGGAAAAGAAGAGCAUAAGCGAAGUGACGAAAGCGCAUUUUCAGAAGGUACUCCGGAAUUUUUUGGAAGGAGUGCGAGGAUCCGCAACUACUUGUGUACAACCAGCCGUACUAGUAGAGCAGAAAGAAAAUGAAUUAGUUGACGCCAUGUGGGCAGAGUUAUCCAGUCUCGUCAGCAAUGGGGGGACUCAACCGCGAGACACGCCCCGAGAUGGCUGUCCGAGGACAACUACAUCUUCUGGUCAACAACAAGGAAUCGGAGGUUCUUCAUCUAGUACCUCCCCAGCUGCCAUCGUGAGAACCGCAGCUGGAAAAUGGGGAGCAGAUUUUCUUGCUGCAUGUGGUUGUAAAAAAGUUUUAGGAGAAGUAGUUGGACUUGGACUAUUUCCUGGAGGUACAGCAGACCAGGAUAGCUCAGUCGUGGGCGAAGACGACUCUAUGCGAGAACAGGAUGCGAAAAGACGAAAACUACUAGCAGGAGAUGGCGUUGCUGAGAACUUCAACAAUAGUUCAACAUCGGUUCCAUCCAAGAAAGGUGUUGAUACAAGAACUCCUUCGACGAUAUCAGCUGGUGCACAGAGUUGUAUAUUAGAUGAGAAUCCAAAUCCGCAUCCUACUGGCGGCGCAGUAUCCUCAGUAGUUUCUUCUGGCUUGUUUGGUGGGGGUGCUAAUCGCAAUAUGGGUGGAGGCAAUCUUGGACCCCUUGGAGGUGGAACAGGAUCAGGACCUUUAUUUUCUUCCACGACUACAGCAGCAUCUGCCUCAUCAAGUGGAACAUCUCUAUCGACUUUUGGUGGCUCAGCUGCGCGAAGCAAAUUUUCCAACAUCUUUGGAGCUGGAAGCGCGAACGGUGGGAAUAGAGAAAUGGGAGGAGGAGGUCUGUCCAGUAGUAAUGCAUUUCAGAUGAACAAGAACAAUUCUGGUACCGGAUCAGGAGACCAACAACUAGAUGGCGCACCAGGAGCAAGAUUUUCAAAAUUCAUGCCAAGACGUGAGCAAAAUGGGCUUGGUGCACGACUGAGGGAAAGAUUUGAAAUGAUGAGCACAACGAAUAAUGGGGGAGGUGGGUAGUGAAUGUGGUUGAAAUGGUAGAAACUCAUGAAAAAAAUCAAUGUCUAUGUCAUAAAAAGCAGUUACAGUUACAGUAUGUAGUAGUUCGUUCCUGAGUGCUUGUUGAUUCCGAUAGAUGACCGAAGAUACGCUGAUUACUGCAGAGCUUUCAAGUUUACUGAUAAUUCCAAUUUAGACUGAUCGUGCUCACGAGCUCACUGUAAGAAGGAGAUGUUUUUCCGCUUGCCGAUGCUGCCAAGGAUAGCAGCCUAGUCACAAUUACAACUCUUACAUACGCUAUCUGAUACGCUACCUGAUUCCUAUGUGAUUUCUGCUGAUCUAAAACUAGACGAGGGUCUGGCUCGCAUCAAAGCGCAAUGUCGAAACCUCUGCGCGGUCACUGCGAUUUGUUGUGCCUUCGUUGUCAGUUCCUGCCAGAGUUUGGCCCCCAGUUCGUUGAUGAUUGCGGCCCUCUAGCAUGAUGCUAUUCUGACUUCAACAACUUGACUGCCUAUUUUUCUGCCGGC